Molecule: messenger RNA, 2029 nt
Organism: Agrilus planipennis (emerald ash borer)
Lineage: Eukaryota; Metazoa; Arthropoda; Insecta; Coleoptera; Buprestidae
Product: zinc finger protein OZF-like
Exons: 2
Coding region: 368-1750 (460 amino acids)
Biological process (GO): central nervous system development; regulation of transcription by RNA polymerase II
Cellular component (GO): nucleus
Molecular function (GO): DNA-binding transcription factor activity, RNA polymerase II-specific; RNA polymerase II cis-regulatory region sequence-specific DNA binding
Source: RefSeq, a predicted model, not a curated record
AGAAAAUAUAAAGGUUUAUGAACGUUUAUGACUUAAAUGAAAUUGUUUUUAACUAAUAAAUUAAUUGGUAAUCAGUUCAUUAAUUAGCAGCUAGUAAUUAACCAACAUUUUUUUAAAUUAAUUGUAGUUUAAACUCCUGGUACUCAUCAAUCGAUUGCAAAUUGUUUGUGAAUUCUGGUGAAUUCAGAAUAUGCAAAGGAAAAUGUUUGUGAAUGCUUAAUUUUUUAGGAAAAGCGAAAAAUAUAUUAAUUUUUUCAGUGCCCUCUAGUGUAAUCAUAAACAAUCUUUUAAAGAAAUGCCAAAAAAUGGACAAAAAUAACAAGUAAAUAAACAUAAAGGCCAAUAAGUUAUAUUUUUGCAGGAAGAAAUGUCCAGUUCAAAAGUGAAAAUUGAGUUGUUUGAUGAUAAUUACAAUACUGACGAGACAUGGCAUUUUUCUAGUAAAGAAAGUAAUAAAAAUGAGCUUGUAAGUUUAAGUAAUAUAAAAGAAGAAACCAAUAUCAAAAAGGAAGUAGAAGAUAAUAUUUUGGUAAAUGAAAUUGAGCAUAUUGAUGAUAUAAUAAAAGCAGAAACUAUUAUAAAGAAGGAAGUAGAAGAUAAUAUAUUGAUAGAUGAAGUUGAGCGUAUUGAUGAUAUAAUAAAAGCAGAAACUAUUAUAAAGAAGGAAGUAGAAGAUAAUAUAUUGAUAGAUGAAGUUGAGCGUAUUGAUGUUAUAAUAAAAGAAGAAGAAAUCUCCAUAAAAAAAGAAAUACCAGACAAUAUUUCUGAAGAUGAAGUUGAGCUUAAUGUAAACAAUAACAGAACUUCAGAUUUAACUAAUUUUUCCUGUGUUAAGUCAGAGAAAUUAAAAUGUAAAUUAUGUCCACAAUUUUACACUUCAAAAUUAGACUUGAGUAAUCAUAUGAAAGUUCACAAUAAUGGGAGAACUUAUAAUUGUGAGUUAUGUGGAAGAAACUUUAUAUCUAAACAGAACUAUAUUCAUCAUGUUAAAACUCAUACAACAGAAAAUUUAAAUAAAUGCACAGAUAUUGAUGACACCUGUGGACAGACAUUUACUCAUACAAGAGAAAAUUCAAGUAAAUCCACAAAAGAAGGUGAUUCCUAUGAACAGACACUAGCUCCAACGGGUGAUUUAAAGCUUCAUAGAAGCGAACGUCCAUUUAAAUGUCCGAUUUGCAGCAAAUGCUUCAUCAAAAAAGAGGACUUGACCAGUCACGAUCGUGUCCAUACCGAAGAAAAACCAUAUGAGUGUCAAUUGUGUCAGAAAAGCUUUUCUAUAAAGUACUAUCUUAAUCGACAUAUACGUCGUCAUACAAAGGAAGCUCCUAAACCGUUUGAGUGUGAAAUAUGUCCCAAAAGGUUUUCCAUAAAAUACUAUCUCGAACGACAUAUGCAUGUUCAUACGAAGGAAAAACCGUACGAGUGUGAAAUAUGCGAGAAAAAGUUUUCCCUAAAACACGAUCUUGCUCGACAUAUACGUGUUCAUACCAAUGAAAAACCCUACAAGUGUCAAAUGUGCGAGAAAAAGUUUUCCCUAAAACACGAUCUUGCUCGACAUAUACGUGUUCAUACCAAUGAAAAACCCUACAAGUGUCAAAUGUGCGAGAAAAGGUUUUCCCAAAAACACCAUAUUCCUGCACAUAUGCGCUUUCAUACGGGGAAAAACCCGUAUGAAUGUAACAUUUGUUCGCGAAGUUUUUUACAAAGAUUCCAUCUUAAGAAACAUAUGCUCACGCAUAUAUCUAACUAAUACACAUGAAGAUGUUAAGCAUUUUUUUUAUGUUAAUAAGCUGUUUUAUUUGUAUUCUUUUUAUUAAUAAUAAUAUUCUAGAAAAAUUAAAUAGAUUUCUGAGGAACUAAACUAAGCAAACACUGUUCUGUUCUAUGAAUGGCAGCUUUUAAGGUGCCGAAACGUAUUUUAGUUUUUUAUGAAACGUAUUUGUAGAAUAUGAAGGAAUAUAUUGUUUAAAUUCUUAUUUUGUUUUUUAAAUAAUGUAUUGUUUCUGUAAUUUUUUUAAUAAACAUAUUA